Messenger RNA from Alnus glutinosa, 518 nucleotides. RefSeq lists its product as uncharacterized. Bases 190 to 399 code for a protein of 69 amino acids. The record is from RefSeq and is a predicted model, not a curated record. The transcript has a single exon. Lineage: Eukaryota; Viridiplantae; Streptophyta; Magnoliopsida; Fagales; Betulaceae.
CUCGCCCGGUCUUUCUUGUGCUCUACAAACUGUUCAAUUUCCCUAGUGUCACUCUCAAAAAGCUCUUUCACUUCCAUCCUCAUCUCCAGACUCCAUUGCGUUGCCCGAAAGCUACCCACUUCUCUUGCCUUACCCACACACCGACUUCUCUGACACCCAGAUUUCGCAUUUUGCUUUUUCUGUCGAGAUAUGGCGGACUGGGGGCCUGUGCUGAUCGGGGUGGUACUAUUCGUGCUGCUCCAACCGGGACUUCUCUUCCAGAUACCGGGAAACAACCGGAACCUGGAGUUCGGCAGCUUGAAGACCAACGGCAAGGCCAUAGCUUUCCACACUCUCAUCUUCUUUGCUCUCUACGCCAUCCUCAUCUUGGCCGUCCACGUCCACAUCUACGCCGGCUAAACCGGUUGUCUCAGCCUCAGGGUUUGGUUUCUGUUCGAGAUCUGUGUAUCUGUUUUUCGAUGAUUAUGUGAUACUUUGUUAGUUAAAUAUGCAAAGCACAGGCCUUUUUUCUUUGGAAA